Molecule: messenger RNA, 3438 nt
Organism: Aspergillus tanneri
Lineage: Eukaryota; Fungi; Ascomycota; Eurotiomycetes; Eurotiales; Aspergillaceae
Product: putative nuclear pore complex subunit Nup85
Exons: 3
Coding region: 1-3438 (1145 amino acids)
Biological process (GO): positive regulation of DNA-templated transcription; protein import into nucleus; mRNA export from nucleus
Cellular component (GO): nuclear pore outer ring
Molecular function (GO): structural constituent of nuclear pore
Source: RefSeq, a predicted model, not a curated record
AUGUCAUUUAAGGUCCCUUACGAAUCGAGUCCUCCAUCGACUCCAGGUAGAUCCCGCAGCCUGUUCAGCAAUGUUUGCUUGACUCCAGGGGGUGCUCCGCCCUCUGUAUCCAACUCCUUCACUCCGCAAGGCCCUCCUCCCUCGACGAUUUAUGGAAGCUCGCAGAUGAGUUCCAGGUCGCAGUUCGAUUCUCCACAGUCCCUGUUUACAAAAUCUGGAAAUGUUAAUCCGAAUGAUAGCAUCUUUGGAUCCUCUAUCGCCUCUGACGAUUAUCCAGUACCGCGAGGAAUGAAGGCAGCCCCAGUCGAAUCAUUCACAUCCCAGUCGCUCUUCAGUGUGACGAAUAAUAGUCGAUUUGCCGCGCCCUCUAAUUUUGGGGUAUCCAAUAGGUUUGCAUCGUCACAGAUGGACGACGAUGCGGAUUUCCAUACCGAAAGGGAUAAUGAAAUGGAUUCUGAAGAAGCGGAGGCUGAUUGUGAUAAAGCCAUGGGAAAUGCAAACAAGGGCAGCAAUAGUUUCAGCUUUCUCGACUCCCACUUUGGAAAUUCUUUUCUUGCUCAAUCGAACGUGCAAGGCCAGCGAAAAUCGAUAUACUCUAACCCAAGCAAUGCUAAGCGCCCGAAGCUCGACGAGAAAUGGGCGGAUCAGUCACCUUUGCGUAAAACCAAGCUGUCACCCAAGAAGGAUUCAGCAAUGCCAUCUAUUGUGCGAAAUUUCGCGUCGAGGUCGCGGGUUGCAACGGUCAACGAGGCAAGUGAUCUUAUCAUCGAGACUGAGGACGAAAUAUGCAGUAUGUAUGACGAAGCGAAACGGACUGAGUAUCGGGAGACGGAGUUUAGGGUCAAUUUGUCGGAGACCUGCAGCAGCCUUGCAAGUGUGUGGAAGUCGCAUACAGGGCAGAGCGGUGGUCCUUCGCAGGCUGUUGGCAUCGGACCAGGUGACCAUGCCUCUAGCGUCGCAAAGGCAGGCUUUCUAGGUUCCCUAUUGAUCCAGCUUCACCACCCUCCCCUGGCACAUGCAAAACCUGCAAAUUUUCCUAGCCCCCUCGGUUUUGCAACCACCCGAAGUCUCGUGCCCGCUGGCCCAAGGGUGGACACUUUAACACCUCUACCCAAGGUCCUUCUAGACUGGCUCAAUCUUAACCAUGCCCCACAAAAAUCUGACCUACAAGCCUUGAAAAAUCUUGAACCCAAUCCUACAGCAUCGCCGAAUUUUUGGGAGAUUCUUAACACUGCUGUGCUUCGCGGGCAUCUCUCAGAGGUGGCAGAUAUUCUACAAACUGCGGAUUUCAACUACGCCAGGUCUGCGUUGGAGGAUGGAUUACCACAGACAGGCUAUCGGGGCGCCCAGUUACAGAACAUCCAGAGGUGUAUUAACAAGGCUCUGCAGGCUCUGAGUGUAUGCCCUAGUGUUCAGGUAGCCGACUGGGAUGUCAGGGGGGCAGAGUGGGCAUUGUAUAGAAAACGUGUUCUUGCGGCACUUACUGACUUGGAAGAGUUCGCCGAGGGAGAUGAACAGCAAGAUUCUGAGCCUCCGAUCCUAGGAACCCGUUUCCAGGCAGUUAAUUUUGGAUUGAAGCCAAGCCCGAACGCACAGGAGUUCUCAUUCGCCCAGUCUUCACGUAUGGCUGAAAGCCGUGUCCCCUGGACCAUUUAUCAGAACCUCAGAUCACUCUAUCGCAUUAUUCUUGGCGAUACAAGUGCUAUCAUGAACCACUCACAGGACUGGAUUGAAGCCACUAUCGGUUUGACGGCAUGGUGGGAUGGCGAGAGUGACGAGGAAAACCUCGCGCAAAGUACUGUGAAUGAACCAGGCGUCAGCAAUAAUGGACUAUUUAUGCCCCCUCGUCUGUCCAAGACGCAAAUCCCCGAAGCUAUUGGCAACAACCCAACGGGUACCUACCUUCGCCGCCUUGAACUGGCCUUGGGUAGUGCAACCAGCGAAGACUCCGACGAAGCCGGAUUCCGCAUCAACUCGCUCAGUAGCCUUGAGGUUGGACUGGCCUCUGUAUUUGAAGGUGAUGUUGAUGGUGUUUUAGAGCUGCUCCAAACCUGGUCGCUUUGCAUAGCGUCCGCUGUAGGUGAGGUUGCGGACGCUGGAGGCUGGCUGGAAACGACAGAUGACAAGAAGCCGCUAUCAGGUCUCAGCGAAAACGACUUAAUGGUUCUUUCGUAUGGACAGGGUGGGAACGGGUCAACACGCAGAAUUCGCAAGGAUGAUCUUCUUAGCGCUUAUGCGUCUGGCUUGUUUGAGCGGCCAUCUAUUGAAAAUCUGUCCGGUUCCCGGGCAGGUUGGGAGCUUGCGCUAGAAGUCCUGAGUCGUUUGAAUAACAAGGAUGAAAUGCAGAAGAGUGUGUCGGAAAUCGUGGACAAACUGUCUCUCAACAACUCGACUGAAAUGGACAAGGUGAUAUUGCUGUGUUCGGAAUUGGGUUUGCACCAGGAGGGACGGAGAGUUUCUGAGCGCUACGGGGAUCUUACUGUCUCCGAGUCCGAAGAAUACGGCCUUGCCAUGGUGUGCUAUGCUCGUGCACACAAUCGACGCAAAGUCAAAUUGGUGGUGGAUUUGCUUAUUUCAUAUAGCCUUGUUCAAUCUCGGGCAUAUCCGGCAUCCGCAGAUCUCGACUCGCAGCUCCGUUCCUUGGUUGAAAAUCCCAAAACAUGCCUCUCGGCUAUUGCGGCUGUAGAUGAAGAGGCCGCCAAGAUCGUCCAAUUCUACUUCAGUGGAUACGCGACGUUACGUCGAUUCUAUGAGACUCGGGACGAAGCCAUCGGCCUUAAAGAAGGACAGCGACCUCGAUUCAAGCCUUUGGCUAGGCGGCGAGCAGCGGCGCAGGCAUUGGUCACGGUCAUUAGUAGCGCCGCAGACAGUAUUUAUGGUGGGCUUUACGAUCCUGAACGGGAUUCCGCUAUCCAAGUGGAUGGAUUGUUGGUGCUUCUGGGAGAGGCUUUGGCAUUCAUUAAUCAACCCACUCCCAUCCUCUCUGUAUCCCAGCAGUUCACGAUUCUGUCUGCCAUCGAAGACCUCGAAACUGUCACACCUCGCGUCUAUGCGCAGUGCGAGGAAUGUUUCCGCUCUACACUCAUGCAAUAUCAAUCUCUUAAACGUGCAUCGUCUGAUGACGAGUCACCGGUCGAACCCUUUGUUCUUCCAACUUCGCGCGAGCUUCUGAAGAAGUCUGUGUCAUCGCUUACAGCGUCCAGCGGCUUCUCGUUUAUUGGCGGUGAUAUGACUGACUUGGUACGGACUCGAUCCCUGUCGGGAUCUGGCACUAGCUCCGGUGUGUUCAUUGCUCGCCCUGGGGAUGAGAGUCGCCACGAGCGGGCCUGGGACUGGCGCGUCGGACUACCUGAGAAUGUGAGGGGAGAGGAGAUUCUUCGAAUGUUACGAUUGGGACUGGCUCAAGGGCUGAGUGUUGGGGCUCUGGGGCAUGUCUGA